GCUGUUCCAGGGCACGGCAACGCGGCUGACAACAAACGCGGAGCCACGACCAAUUAAAAGGGAACCUUUAACCCGUAGAUUGUCAUCAAUACCUGAACACUGCCAAUCCCUGUGGCUGCCGCGGAUCACAAAAGUGCAAUUAAGUGGAUGCUUGCGCGCAAGCUGUGCCGAGGAGUUAUUAUUGUCUCCUUUCACUUUCCCUCAGUCGCUUCUACUGUAGACUGAUACGGCGAGCACCAUGAGCGCACUGGCCUUCUCCAAGCGGCUUGCCAGCUUGCCGAGAGCUGUCAACGGCCCGCUGUCUCUCCUAGCCACGGGAAACGCGGCUCGGAGCUGGGCUAGGGUGAGCAGCAGUGGCCGAGGCCCCGGCCCCCAGCUUCACACCAAGAAACGGGGCUACGAGAUCACUCGCAACCCCCACCUCAACAAGGGUAUGGCAUUUACUCUUGAAGAACGGCUGCAGCUUGGAAUUCAUGGCCUGCUCCCACCAUGCUUUUUAACUCCAGAAGUACAGGUUCUCCGUGUCCUUAAAAGCUAUGAGACCAAAACCAAUGAUCUUGACAAGUAUAUUAUCCUUAUGACUCUCCAGGAUCGGAAUGAGAAGCUUUUCUAUAGAGUACUUACUUCCAAUAUUGAAAGAUUUAUGCCAAUUAUCUAUACCCCCACUGUGGGCCUGGCAUGUCAGCAGUACGGCCUUGCCUUUAGAAGGCCGAGAGGACUGUUCAUUACUAUUCAUGACAAGGGCCAUAUUGCUACAAUGUUAAACUCUUGGCCUGAAGAUGUUAUAAAGGCUAUUGUUGUAACAGAUGGUGAACGUAUUCUUGGUCUUGGGGAUCUUGGAAGCUAUGGAAUGGGAAUUCCGGUGGGAAAACUUGCUCUUUACACAGCCUGUGGAGGUGUGAAUCCACAGCAUUGCCUUCCUGUGCUUCUUGAUGUUGGUACAGACAAUGAGACACUCCUCAAUGACCCACUUUAUAUUGGAUUGAAACACAAGCGUGUCCGUGGGCAGGCCUAUGAUGAAUUGAUUGACGAGUUCAUGCAAGCAGUUACAGACAGGUAUGGAAUGAACUGUCUCGUUCAAUUUGAAGAUUUUGCAAACUCCAAUGCUUUCCGCCUUCUCAACAAAUAUCGCAAGAAGUACCUCACUUUUAAUGAUGACAUACAAGGGACUGCAUCAGUGGCAGUAGCUGGCAUACUGGCUGCACUGAGAGUAACCAAGAACAAACUUUCUGAUCAUACAUUUGUCUUCCAAGGAGCUGGGGAGGCAGCCAUGGGAAUUGCAGAUCUCAUCAUGAUGGCAAUGGAAAAAGAUGGAACCUCAAGGCAAGAAGCUCUGAAAAAGAUUUGGAUGGUGGACUCAAAGGGCCUUAUUGUUAAGGGAAGAAGCCAUCUGACCCACGAAAAGCAGAUGUUUGCUCAGGAUCAUCCGCCAAUGAAAAGUCUGGAAGAGGUUGUUCAGAAAGUUAAACCUACUGCUUUAAUAGGAGUCGCAGCCAUUGGAGGAGCAUUUACGGAGCAGAUAAUAAAGAACAUGGCUUCAUUCAAUAAACAUCCGAUUAUUUUUGCACUAAGUAACCCUACGAGCAAAGCAGAAUGCACAGCAGAGCAAUGCUAUCGCCUGACAGAUGGCCGUGGAAUAUUUGCUAGUGGCAGUCCAUUCAAUCCUGUAACCCUUGCUGAUGGCCGUACCUUUGUCCCAGGUCAGGGUAACAAUGCUUAUGUUUUCCCUGGUGUUGCGCUUGGAGCUAUCACAUGUGGAAUGCGGCAUAUAGACGAUGACAUCUUCCUACUUGCAGCUGAGGUUAUUGCUGAAAUAGUAACAGAAAAGCAUCUUGCAGAAGGACGUAUGUAUCCUCCACUUAACACCAUAAGGGAUGUUUCAUUCAAGAUUGCUACAAAGAUCGUGGACUAUGCCUAUAAAAAUAACCUUGCUGCCUGGUACCCUGAGCCAGAGGACAAAGAAGCAUUUGUUCGUUCUCAAAUGUACAGCCCCAAUUAUGACUCCUUUGUAUUUGAUAAAUAUGAAUGGCCUAAAGAUGCAAUGGAAAUCCAGAAAGUGUAAUUACUUGUGUUGUUCAAAUCCCCUCUAAUCUGUCAAGAUUUUGGAAGGCCUCUCUCAAUUUACUGGCUCAAAUAUUGCUUAUCAAAACCUGGUAACUAAGCACAUCAAGUAUGUUUUCUUUGGGUGUGACUAUUGCAUUGCUUUCUGGAAAAAAAGUACAAUUCUUGUUCAAAGCAAUCUGCUCUCAUUAGUUUCAAAGUAACAAAUACUAUUCUUCAUGAACAGAUGCACUGCAAUAAUAGGUUUAUUGCACUUUUCAUAUUGAUUUUAUUUUUCAGGAAUUUUAUUAUUUCAUUUUUGUAAUCAAUGUUGACUUUAAGCAAACUUUGCCAUUUGAACAUGUUAUCUUUCCAUAAAAUUACAAUUACAAAGAACAAAACACAGGCAUUGAAAAGGCAUCAGUUGCCUAGAAAUCAUGGGUUCACUGAACUGUAUAGUUUGACAAAGACAAAUAACUAUGGCAUUAAACAUGUUUUUGCACAAAAUGUUAGCUAAUUUCAUUUUCUGAACAUGAUUAAUGACCCUCCUACUUCUCAUACUAUUUUGGUUUGGGUUACAGGAUGUUCUUAAGGCUACUGCCUGAAAUGAGAUUCCAGUUCACCAACGUAAGUUGUCCACAAAUACCAGUCUUUCAAUUCUGUAGAAGAAAACUAGAUAAAGUAGCAGACACUAUCUAUUCAAGUUAUUUUGGAUGACCUAAAGUCAACCAACCACGGUAGGUUAAUAUUUCCCUUGUAAAGAUAUUUUUGGACAGAUCAAAGCGGUUCAGAGUUGGAGUUAGCAUUAAAUAAAGAAUUUUCAUCAUGCCAAGAGGAUGCCUUCAAUGCAAAAGUUCUAAAUACUAUGAAUACAACAGAAAUCUUUAGAAACUGGGUCCAAAAGGAGGUGGAAUAAACGCCAAUGUCCAGUUCUGUGCAGCAUCCAACCUGGAUGCAAGCUGUUGAUCUCCCAAAAAUGAGAAAAUCUGUUGCUUUUCCCAGUGCUGAAAUCCUGAUGAAAUCAAAUAGAAUCUCAAAUUGCAAGUGUGUUUAGCUACUUCCUGUUGAGGAAUAGCUAUUGCCAUUUUCUGUUUGUUGGGUCUGUCACACUUAGCUGAUCAAAUGUAUUACUUGUGGAUGGUAGCUGAAACACCAGUACCCUGAAAGAUUUUAUUUUCUGCAUAGUAAAUUAUAUAUAUUUUUGAAGUCUUGUCAAUUAUGGUAUAUUUACUGCAGUUAAGACAUGCCUGCUGAAAUGGAAGACAUUGUACCGAUGUAGGUUUAAAAAAAGUAAAAUUGGAAAACUGUAGAGGAUGUACUUUGUAGUU
Molecule: messenger RNA, 3368 nt
Organism: Mobula hypostoma (lesser devil ray)
Lineage: Eukaryota; Metazoa; Chordata; Chondrichthyes; Myliobatiformes; Myliobatidae
Product: NADP-dependent malic enzyme-like
Exons: 14
Coding region: 239-2062 (607 amino acids)
Biological process (GO): pyruvate metabolic process; malate metabolic process
Cellular component (GO): mitochondrion
Molecular function (GO): NAD binding; malate dehydrogenase (decarboxylating) (NADP+) activity
Source: RefSeq, a predicted model, not a curated record